Messenger RNA from Camellia sinensis, 2639 nucleotides. The record is from RefSeq and is a predicted model, not a curated record. NCBI's taxonomy places the organism in Eukaryota, Viridiplantae, Streptophyta, Magnoliopsida, Ericales, Theaceae.
GAUCUCAGCUCCCCUUUUCUCACUCUGUCAUUUACUUUUUUUCUCUUCUUUUGUGGCAUGAUGAGAGAAACAUAGAUAUGGUACUCUAUUGGGCCUCAUAUGUUACACCUGAAGCUUUCAAAUAUAAUGUAAUCUCAUUUAGAACAUUUUUGGGGCAAGGCUUUUUGGAUUGUGGAAUCGUCAUAAAGAUCUGUUUAAGUUUGCUGAUCUAAGGAAGAGAUGGAGGUAUUUGGCAAAUCUAUGGUAUCCGUGCCUACAAAUGUUAUUUAUUUGUCAAGUAUUCUGGGCCAAGAUGGUUCAAACCCUGUCCACAAGUGUGAUGGGAAAUGUGAAAAUGAACAUGUAUGUGGAAACAUGUUCCGCUGCAGACUAACAGGACUCACACAUAUCUGUGACAAAAACUGUAACCAGAGAAUUCUCUACGAUAACCAUAGCUCCCUUUGCAGAGUGAGCAGGCAGGUUUUCCCUCUAACACCGGCUGAGCAACAUGCAGUGAGAGGUGUCCGGAGAAAGAUUGAUGAUGAGAGUUCUGCUUCUGAUAGCUGUGCUUUUAAGCGCAGAAGGGAUGCACAAUUCCAUCCCUCUCCUUUUGAGAGAUCGUUCUCUGCUGUUAGUCCAAUCUGCAGUCAAAUUGGAGAUGGCAUGGACAUGAGCUAGACUUUAAUAAUUUUAAUAAACUAUCUUCUUAUUCCUAUUUUCCUUUUUCGAUCUUUUAUUUUUCAUGCGGCAAGAAUGGAUAACGGAACUUGAUGCGGCAACAUUAAUGGAGGACGUGAUGUGUCCUGUCCUGUCUGUCUGUCUGUAGGAGCAACUUAUAUUCUGAACUUGUUUAAUGGAUUGUAUCUUCUAAACACGAGCUGGACUAUUUAUAGGAUCUUUAACAAUGCUUUAUGUCUUCUAACUUUUUUUUUCGGGGUUCUCUAUAAAGCUCGAGGUCUACUUUUGUGCUGUGCCAAAGCUUGAACUCUGACAAAUACAGAGUUCUUUUGCAAUACCUGACUCAAUGUCUCCGUUUGAUGACUUUCAAUUCUUUGUGUGGGUGCCUUUGUAUGAGCAUGUUUCUAACGUGGUUGUAUUUUGCACAAUGCGUUAGUGAUAUGUUGCUUAUUUUGUUGUUUAAUUGUAAUUUGUCAUUUUCACCCCUUGAAGCAAUUUGCUUUUUAGUGGCUUGCUUUAUUUAUCCGUCGACUGUGAUCUCUGUAACCUUAUCUUCAAGAGGAUUAUUGUUACUUGGAUAUUGGGAAAUUUUUUAAGGUUCGCUUAUGCUCUACAGGUUUUCCAGUACAAAUGAAGCACAAUUUUGGUUUGUAUCUGGUAGAAAAUUUAUCUUAAGUUACCAUUGAUUUACUUUUCCAACUAUUUUUCAGGUUGAAGAGGAACGAUCCAGUUUCUUUCCUAGUUUACGUUUUAUUUUUUUCUUUUGUUUGUUUCUGCUUCUACCAUGCUGAUUUUGAUAUAUGGUUUCCUGAAGCUAAUGUUAUUUUUGCAGGGUUGAAGCAUGUGCCAUUCAGGAGAGUUGAAAAUAGCUUGUUGCUUUCAUGAUUGAAUCAUUCUAUUUUUUAAGUUAAUUAAACUAAAAAGUGGCACAUUUCUAAUGUCAUUUUUUUUUAUUGUUUGCGCAGGGAUGGAAAUUCUGCUUUUUGCUUGCUAUGGGGAACAGUGGUGCACUGAAGGACACUGAUGAAAUGUGGAAACGCAAUUGCUGUGAAACCAUUCACAUCACGGUGUAGGCCAGACCUCCUAAAUCUUUGUCUUCCUCAGUUACUAGUCCUUGGUUGUAUCCACAAGCCAAUUCAUGUCAUGGAUUCUCAUCAAUCCAAUUCCAGUUCCAGCUCUACUUUAUACAUCUUCGACCCUCUCGUAAAACUAGAAGCUGCCUACUACAACGAAGGCUAUAGCGAGGGCUAAAAUGACAGCUUAUCAUCUGGGAAAGAUGAGGGAUGCCAAGAGGGUCUCAAGAAAGGCUUGGAAGUAGGCAAGGAACUAGGGUUUUUUAGAGGCUGUACUGAUGUAUGGAACUUCACAAUCCAAAUCAACCCGACUUGUUUUUCGUGGAGGGUUCAGAAAAGCAUCAAACAGAUGGAUGAAAUGGUUAAGAACUACCCAAUGUGGGAGGAGCCCACUGCCCAGUACUUUAUUUUAAGGCUCUUUGAGGGCAAAGUUUAGGGCUAUUUGUGCCAUAUUGAAGGUGAAGUUGGAGCAUAAUGGGUACCCAGAGGCUUCAAAUGUCGAGGAUAUUGAGUUUUGACAUGUUUCGAGUUUUAUUAUUGUGAAAUUUUGCUGCGAUAUGCGAUGCGAACCAAACAGGACAUUGCACAUUGCGAGCUCCUGCUUUGGACAGAGUAAUUGGACAAAGAUUCUGAUUUGCAUCUUCAAGCAGAAUGACAAAGAGGCUCCAAACUUAAUGAAUCUACUGUAUUUAGGUACUUGCUAGCCUCAAUUUCUCAACUACAGUAGCGGCAAUCUUCCAGCUUGUAUCUGUCACACACAGUGAAAUAGAAUUAGACUCUUUUGGAAUUUUGGUUUAUUUUGUUAUUUAAUAUAAUUGCAUUUUUUGAAGAAAGGAAUACAGGCCUUGCUUUGAGGCCUUCCAAAGUAGAGUUUUUCCAUAGCCAAAAAAAAAAAGAAAUUAUAGUGUG